AUGAUAGACAAGUUUGCCGAGCGUGGACUUCGAUCAUUAGGUGUUGCUUAUCAGGAAGUACCUGAAAAAACAAAAGAGAGUCCUGGUGCACCAUGGCAAUUUGUUGGUUUGUUGCCACUAUUUGAUCCUCCUAGACAUGAUAGUGCUGUCACAAUUCGACAGGCUCUUAAUCUUGGUGUGAAUGUUAAUAUGAUCACAGGGGACCAGCUUGCUAUUGGAAAGGAAACUGGUAGAAGGCUUGGAAUGGGAACAAACAUGUAUCCAUCAUCUGCAUUGCUUGGUCAUGACAAAGAUGCUUCUACUUCGGAUAUUCCUAUUGACAAGUUGAUUGAAAAGGCCGAUGGAUUUGCAGGAGUGUUUCCAGAACACAAAUAUGAAAUCGUCAAGAGGCUGCAAGAUAUAAAGCAUAUAUGCGGAAUGACAGGAGAUGGCAUAAACGAUGCUCCUGCGUUAAAGAGAGCCGAUAUCGGAAUUGCUGUCGUUGAUGCUACAGAUGCCGCUAGAAGUGCUUUUGAUAUUGUCCUUACUGAACCUGGUUGGAGUGUCAUUAUCAGUGUUGUGCUCACCAGCAGGGCCAUUUUCCAAAGAAUGAAAAAUUAUACUAUUUAUGUUGUGUCAAUCGCCACCCGUAUUGUGUUCGGUUUCAUGUUGAUUGCUUUGAUUUAG
Molecule: messenger RNA, 666 nt
Organism: Lathyrus sativus (Indian pea)
Lineage: Eukaryota; Viridiplantae; Streptophyta; Magnoliopsida; Fabales; Fabaceae
Source: the annotation of a GenBank genome assembly